Cephus cinctus (wheat stem sawfly) is the source of this 2067-nucleotide messenger RNA. Its product is annotated as dynein regulatory complex protein 9. The transcript has 8 exons. Bases 406 to 1491 code for a protein of 361 amino acids. Gene Ontology annotation, biological process: cilium organization. Lineage: Eukaryota; Metazoa; Arthropoda; Insecta; Hymenoptera; Cephidae. Gene Ontology annotation, molecular function: protein binding. The record is from RefSeq and is a predicted model, not a curated record. Gene Ontology annotation, cellular component: cytoplasm; motile cilium.
CUUCAAAACGGUCAAAUGACCGCUCGAUGGUAUGUUUAGUGCUAAUUAUGAAAAAAUAAAUGAGUAUUGAUAUAACGAGACUCGUUGAUAGGACAGCAUUAUAAAGUAUAAAACAAAUAUCACACGAUGCGUGUUUAUUAACGAAUCACAGUGCAUUUCAACAAAGUUGAGUGAGGGAAUAGGUACUUUUAAUUAAGACAUCUCCCGCGGCAGCUAAAGCACCGACGGCACGUCGGAUGUUACCCAUAGCAGUCCAGUUUUGUAUCCCGUGUCAACUCGGCUAGCCACAACAGUGUCGAAAACACAAAAGGUUUGAAGACACUGGAACUGUCGCGUGAAUAGGACGAGUGUUUACAUGAAUUCCUCAGAGGAUACUUCAGUCAAGGUUAGAAGGGUGGCAAUGAAAUGAGGAAAUAUUGUAUAUACUGGAUUAUUAAGAUUUUAACCGACCUUACAAUUGUCGAAAAAAAAUCCGAAUUUUUCCCCCUCGAGCGUAACGCCAUUUUGUCCGUGCUCGAGGAAUGCAGUGAUGCAUUGGCCAUUUAUCAACACACGUUAAAAAAGCCAGUAACGAAUAUUAAUAUCGGCGUGGACCACCUUCUACAGCGAUAUUCGCAUUGUGAAAAGAAGCAAUUACUCAGCCACGACCCAAGUGCAACCCUGAGGGACAUAGAGAACCAAGCGGCGUUUCACAAGCUGCAAAAGGACAGCCUUUACGCGAAAAAGCUUUUGGAUGACACAAAGGACGAGAUGCGUGAAUAUGGAUGCUUUGCCGUUCUAUCCGCGACGGUGGAGACGAUCAAAGAAAAAAAUAACAAUGACAAAGUCCUAUUAAGAAGAUCGGAGGAAAUGUCCAAGGCUGUCGCGAAUCUACGUAGGAUCCUUAAAACCGAGGCAGAGACCAAUAGCCAAGAGGAAGAAAGAUGCAAAGAAAGGCUACGGGAUAUACGGAACGAAAUGGAUACUUUGGAAAUAACAGCUGAUGCAGAAUUGAGAUAUCUAGAUGCCUGGGAAAGAUCAAGAUGCGAGCAGAUGUCGCUGCGGUGUAAGAUGAGUGUAGAAAGUAUGAGAGAUGAUUUAAAGAAUUGUCUCGACCGUAAAAAGAAGGAGUGUCGCGUAAAUGAGGAGAUUGUAAGAUAUCUCUUGGAAAAUAUAAGCCUCAAUGAAAAUCAAAUAACCUACUGGCAGCAGCGUUACGACACCGAGGCGAAGACGUACGAGACAGAAAUCUGUCAACUGCGAAGCGAAAUCGAAACCCGGCAGGAGUUAGUCGGGAAAUUGAAAGAGGAGUUCCUCGGUAAACAAGAAUUCAUAGACGCUUACCUGGCUGAAAAAGAGGCCAUAAGGAAACGGAGAGAACGGGAAGAGCACGAACGUACCAGUGCCAUCAAGAUUCAAGCGUGGUGGCGAGGUGUUAUGGUGCGCCGGAAGUUGGGACCGUAUCGUCCGGAAGAGAAGAGGAAGAAGCGUGCUGUUAAAACGAAAAAAUAAUAUUAAUAAUCCUAUAUGUAUAUAUAUAUAUCCUCAUAGAAAACUCCAUGUAAGAAUUAAAUCAUACAAUUCUUUCAUAUUCGUAUGUUAUCCACGCAAAGAAUUCUCCUACCGGACUUGGUCUUAUUAGAAGAAGAGAAAAAAAAGGUGACAGUACUUAUAUGAAUACAUUAAGGCUUUCGUUCUCACGUGAAGUAACUUAAAUUUGCUUCAAGUCGAGUAUUGUUCACGCAAGAAGCUCAUUUCCCGUGCGGCACUUCCUGAAUCCUGCAGUUGGAAUCACGUCCAUGUAUAUACAUAUAUAUAUAAAAUAUACAUAUUCCAUCCUAGCAAGGUGCAUACUGCAGUAGCUCAGGUAACACGAAACUUAAACUAAAAUGGCCCUAAAAUAUAUGUUAAACAUAGAAACUGCAUAAUACAUUUUUAAAGUAUGUGUAUGCAAGACUCAUAACGUCAGUGGCAAAGGACAUCAACCCUAUACCGAGAUUACCGUUGGUUCCUGAAUAUUAAGAAUUCUGUAGGAAAGAAUAAAAAUGCCAAAACGCACGAAGAGACGAAAUAUAUAUAUAUAUACUA